AUGGCUUCUUCUAAGCAGGUUCAGGUCACAGCUUGUAUUCUAUGGCUUCUGUUCCUCACACUUCCAUGUUCUUCUUCCACUGAAUCACUCUAUCAGCAUUCUUUGGUUGUUGGUGAAAAUGCUACCUUAGGAUUGUCUCAUGGUAUGCCAGUCGGAAAAUCUCCAAGUUCUAAGCCUGGCGCUUCGGUGUUGUGUGAACGAGUUCUUGUCUAUGGAUUGUCAAGGCUUAAACAUCUGGAUAAGUUUGCCAAUACAGUGAAGGUGAAGAUAUCAACAACAUCAAGAUUUCAGACUUUUGAGGUUUGUUUCCAUAGAAAUACGUCCCGUGGGAUAGGAAUGUGCCCUGACAGCCAGUGGGAGAAAGUUUCCAAGGGGUCCUGGUCUGGAUCCAUGUCACCUUUUGAGCACAAACUCUUAGCUAUACGAACAGCUGGUUCAUCCUUACAGAAUUUUGAAGUGUUCAUUAAAGAAGAAUUUUUCUUAUCUCGCUUAAUAUUUUUUGUAUCUGGCAUAGUCCUGAUGACCUUGGCGCCUUAUCUGAGUAACUCAUUAGUGUUUUAUUACAGCAGCGGAAUGACAAUAGGGGUGGUUCUUGUAAUAUUGAUUUGGACACGAAGUUUUUUCCUAAUGAUUUUCCUUCUUCAGGUAAUGAAGCUUCUCCCAACUGGUCGGAAGAAUUCACUCGCAAUUUUCGUCUUGUCAUCUGUGGUUGGUUUGGGAUCUUUUCUCCUCCGCUACAUCCUAGGACUACUAAGUUCAGUACUCAUAGAGCUUGGAAUUAGUGAGGAUAUGUAUAAUGUUUUGGCCAUCUUUCUUCUGGCUUUUGUUUUUCCGGCUGGAGCGUCGUUGGGAUUCUGGACAGUUUGUAAAAUGGCCUUGAACGAAGAUGGAUCAAUUGAUUCUCGCACAUCUCUGUUUGUUUUGUGGACCAUUCGCUUCGUAGCUGUAAUUUUUCUUUCACAGAGUUCCAGCUAUCAACUACUGGCAGCAGGAGCUAUAAUGGUACAUUUUUUUGAGAAAAUAGAUAACUUCAUUACUUAUCUAUGGUCAGAAGGCACGUAUAUCAUAAGUUGUCUCAUACCAAAUUCUUGAUGGCACAAGCCGCCAAGCAUAU
This is a messenger RNA of Rosa chinensis, 1114 nucleotides long. RefSeq lists its product as uncharacterized. The transcript has 2 exons. The record is from RefSeq and is a predicted model, not a curated record. The coding region runs from base 1 to 1092 and encodes 363 amino acids. Lineage: Eukaryota; Viridiplantae; Streptophyta; Magnoliopsida; Rosales; Rosaceae.